Molecule: messenger RNA, 810 nt
Organism: Erigeron canadensis
Lineage: Eukaryota; Viridiplantae; Streptophyta; Magnoliopsida; Asterales; Asteraceae
Product: putative F-box protein At3g10240
Exons: 1
Coding region: 1-810 (269 amino acids)
Molecular function (GO): protein binding
Source: RefSeq, a predicted model, not a curated record
AUGUCAGAUUUCAUUCCAUUCGAAAUGCAAAUUGAAAUCAUUAACAGGCUUCCUGCCAAGUCAGCUGUUAAAUUCCGACUUGUUUCAAAACCCUGGAAUUCUUACAUCGGCAGUUCUGAGUUUAUUGUCGCUCAUCACCACCAAAACAGUCACCGCCAACAACCACCCCGUCUACGUCUUUGGUGCAAAGGCCCACCAAGGAAACGCCAUGUCUCACCAAACUGCCAUGUUAAGUUUUUUGAGGACAAGUAUGUCACAGUUUUCGAUGACGACACUUUCUAUCAGCAAGACUUUACUCUCAAGGCUCUACGUAUCACUAAACAACUUACUAUUUCUAGAGUAAUUGAUUGCUCUCAUGGCUUGGUGUGCUUGUAUGAUUUCGAUGACAACAUCCUAAUUAAUUCUGAAGUCGUUAUCCUUUGGAAUCCUUUAAUCAAUAAAUGUGUUCUGCUUCCUUUGCCUUUUCCUUCUGAUACAACAUUUGUAGGUUUUGGGGUCUGUCCCGUCACUUUUGACCCUACUGUUGUAAAGAUUUUAUAUGGAGACCUUAAAGAUAGCCUACAUUGGAAAGUUGAAGUUUUUACGCUGAGCUCGGGGACUUGGAAGAGCCUCACGUCGAGAAAUCUGCCUCGUAAAACAGUUUAUCUUCAAAUCCAUGAGCAAUGCUGUCAGGUACUUAUCGACAGGUUUAUUUACUGGGAUGCUUGUGAAGCGAGGAUUGUUGCUGAAGAUGCAAAACCUCAGGACGUUAAUUUGAUUGUAUCAUUUGAUAUGACGACACAUGAGUUUGAAAUGAUUCCUUUUACAUGA